UGUGCGUCGUUCAUGAAUCAUUUAUAUCAUGACAGAUUCGAGAAAGCUGUGUGCCACGGCAUGUUGUUGUGUACGUUUUUAGGUGAAAAUUAAGUCUUUAACGUUUGUUUGGAGUGAAUUGCUCGUAAUGACCUUCAGUUGAAAAUACAGGACGAUGACACGACGACUGAGCGCCUGCCGUGCACUCCUGAUCGGUGCUGCAUGUCUUAUAAUGUUACUAGCGAGCCAUAGGUUAGCAGGCUCUGCCUCGAUGCAGCGGGUGGCCGGCCCCCUUUUGGAGUUGGACCAUCCGGUGCCGACCAAUCACGGCAAUUGGUCGAACAACGAAUUGGAGCAAGACGAUUCUUCGAUUGCAAUUCCGUUUGUGAACCGAACUCGGGAAAUUCAGGAUGUCAUUAGCGAGCAGAGACUUCUCAUUGCUCAAGAAAUGGAGGGUUACAAUUACCCCGACGGCCAACACAACAUAACUGCCAAAUCAUUGCAGGAUCUUGCCCCUGAGUCGGGAGGUCAACCAAUCAGGACUUUGGUGGCGACAACGUGGCGGUCUGGCUCAACCUUUCUGGGAGAUGUUCUGAAUAGCCAUCCAGCAAAUUUUUACCACUACGAGCCGCUUUUGGAUUAUGAAAUAAUGCAGAUACGUGAAGAACCUCUUGCUUCAGAAGCAGUUUCAAAGCUGAAAGCAUUACUUCAUUGUAACUACACAGGUCUUGAUCGUUAUCUCACCUACGGUCAAUAUCAUAUUGAACUGUUUGCUCAUAACACAAGGUUAUGGGCCCAAUGCCAAGAGCAUCGGGAUCUUUGUUGGUCCCCUGAUUUCCUCUCUCCUUUCUGUCGUCUGUUCCCAUUCCAAAGUAUGAAAGUUGUACGACUAAGGCUCAAAUUAGUAGAAGAAUUUCUUAAAGACCCCAGCCUUAAUGUUCGGGUAUUACUCUUGGUUCGUGACCCGCGGGGGACUGUACAGUCCCGAAAGCAUCGAGUGUGGUGCCCCAAUCAUCCAGAUUGUGCAGAACCCGCACUUCUCUGUUCGGAUUUGGUUGCAGACUACAGUGCAGCAGUGGAAUUGAACGCCAAAUAUCCAAACAGGUUCAGUGUUCAACAGUUCCUGGAUACUCAUACAAAAGUUGAUGUUGGAGGUGUUUCAAGCACAUACCGCAAUUCAAAAUCUGCACCAUUUCAUUGGCGUCAGGAUUUGUCUCAUCAAGAAGUGAGAAAUAUUCAAAGAAUUAUUAGUGUAUUACAGGGAAGCGAGUACCAUGCCAUGUUCUGGGGUUUUAUGUAUGACAUUCCUUUAGAAUCAUAUGCAAAGUUCAUUUUGAUUGUGAAAAAUGCGUAA
This is a messenger RNA of Gryllus bimaculatus (two-spotted cricket), 1333 nucleotides long. The record is from the annotation of a GenBank genome assembly. Lineage: Eukaryota; Metazoa; Arthropoda; Insecta; Orthoptera; Gryllidae.